CCACGAAGAAGUACAUCUGGGCGAAGCACGCCUGGAAGGAUAUGUCCUGGCCCGGGUGGAGCAGGCCGGCCAGCAGCCCGGGGACCGUGACGGUGGUAAAGCAGACGUCCACGAGGUUCAGGAACUCAUGCAGCCAGAAUCUGGGGCCAAUGGAACAGCUGUUGCUGAGUUCAUCCUGCUGGGCUUGGUGGAGGUGCCAGGGCUGCAGCCAGUUGUCUUUGUGCUCUUCCUCUUUGCCUACCUGGUCACGGUCGGGGGCAACCUCAGCAUCCUGGCAGCCGUCUUGGUGGAGCCCAAACUCCACACCCCCAUGUACUUCUUCCUGGGGAACCUAUCAGUGCUGGAUGUUGGGUGCAUCAGCGUCACUGUUCCCUCAGUAUUGAGUCAUCUCCUGUCCCACAAGCGUGCAGUUCCCUACGGGGCCUGCCUUACCCAACUCUUCUUCUUCCAUCUGUUCGUUGGAGUGGACUGCUUCUUGCUGACCGCCAUGGCCUAUGACCGAUUCCUGGCCAUCUGCCAGCCCCUCACCUACAGCAUGCGCAUGAGUCAGAUAGUCCAGAGGAUGUUGGUGGCUGCAUCCUGGGCUUGUGCCUUCACCAAUGCACUGACCCACACUGUGGCCAUGUCUGUGCUCAAUUUCUGUGGCCCCAAUGUGAUCAAUCACUUCUACUGUGACCUCCCACAGCUCUUCCAGCUCUCCUGCUCCAGCACCCAACUCAAUGAGCUGCUGCUUUUUGCUGUGGGUUUUAUAAUGGCAGGCACCCCCAUGGCUCUCAUUGUCAUCUCCUAUAUCCACGUGGCCGCUGCAGUCCUGCGAAUUCGCUCUGCAGAGGGCAGGAAGAAAGCCUUCUCCACAUGUGGCUCCCAUCUCACUGUGGUGGCCAUGUUCUAUGGUUCAGGUAUCUUUAACUAUAUGCGACUAGGUUCAACCAAGCUUUCAGACAAGGAUAAAGCUGUUGGAAUUUUCAACACUGUCAUCAAUCCCAUGCUGAAUCCCAUCAUCUACAGCCUCAGAAACCCUGAUGUGCAGAGUGCUCUCUGGAGGCUGCUCACGGGGAGGCGGUUACUGGCUUGAGGAGGUCUCAAUUGACCUUUUCUCCUUGCAUCUUUUGUACUAACGGAAAAAUCUUCUAGAGCCAGAAACUAGGGGAAAAAAUGGUUCAGACUUGUUUCUGUUUCCAUGGGCAUAAGAAGGACUUUUUGUAGGGAAUAAUAGCUUUCAUUUCUUAAAGCCGCCCUGCCCAAUUAUAGGUAAUGAGUGUAUAGGAUCUGCCAAACCAGCCCCUUAGACAUGUUCAACUUCAGGCACCGUGUUCUCUCCUUUCUGGCUAGAGGUGAAACCUAGGAAGCUGUGAAUGCUCGCGGUUCAUGUCCCAGAGGGAACAACUCUUUGGUUGGUUACAGCCUGUGUUGCCAGAAGUACCCCAGAAAACUCCCCCCGAGAAGUCGUAUUUUUCC
Rhinopithecus roxellana (golden snub-nosed monkey) is the source of this 1458-nucleotide messenger RNA. Its product is annotated as olfactory receptor 3A1. Gene Ontology annotation, cellular component: membrane. Gene Ontology annotation, biological process: G protein-coupled receptor signaling pathway. Lineage: Eukaryota; Metazoa; Chordata; Mammalia; Primates; Cercopithecidae. The record is from RefSeq and is a predicted model, not a curated record. Bases 128 to 1075 code for a protein of 315 amino acids. The transcript has 2 exons. Gene Ontology annotation, molecular function: olfactory receptor activity; G protein-coupled receptor activity.